This is a messenger RNA of Aspergillus tanneri, 1143 nucleotides long. RefSeq lists its product as uncharacterized. The record is from RefSeq and is a predicted model, not a curated record. The transcript is spliced from 2 exons. Bases 1 to 1143 code for a protein of 380 amino acids. Lineage: Eukaryota; Fungi; Ascomycota; Eurotiomycetes; Eurotiales; Aspergillaceae. Gene Ontology annotation, molecular function: polygalacturonase activity.
AUGCCACCCCCGACCUACAAAGAAUAUGGAGUCAACGAAGUCAUGAAUAUCAAGUCCGUGCCGGGAAAGCCCGUACUCGGCGAUGGCUCAACGGAUGAUACCAGAAACAUCAACACCAUUCUGGCCGAAUACAAUGAUUGCAAACUCAUCUACUUUCCGGCCGGCACAUACAUCGUGACUAAUACAAUAUUCGUCCCUAGCGGCAAACGAAUUAUUGGGGAUGCGUUUGCUAGCGUUAUCAGUGCCGUUGGCAGCAACUUUGCAAAUGCAGCUGAGCCUCGCGCCAUGAUCCGUUUUGGAUACCCUGGUGAUGUUGGUGUGUUGCAAGUUUCCGACAUGAUGUUCAGUGUUGCAGAUAUUCUGCCGGGAUGCCUGAUGGCUGAAGUGAACAUUGCCGGAAAACAGCCUGGGGACGUUGGAUUUUGGAACACACAUUUCCGUGUCGGGGGUGCGGUGGGUAGUAAAGUUCAAACCCACUGCAAUGGCUCCCCAGCCAACUGCAAGGCGGCCUGGGGAAUCAUUCGUCUAUCCACCACCUCAUCCGCCUAUAUUGAGAACAUGUGGGGAUGGACAGCAGACCACGACUUGGACGGUGGCAACAUUCAGAACAUUGCUACAGGCCGAGGGAUGCUGGUGGAGGCCACCCGUGCUACCUGGCUACUUGGUACAGGCUUCGAGCAUCACACCCUUUAUCAGUAUAAUUUUGAAAGGGCGCGCAAUGUCUUUUCUGCCUUGCAGCAAAGCGAAUCGCCGUACUGGCAAGGCCCCGGGAAUCUAAUGACACCCUCCCCAUGGGCUGAGCACAGCAUUGCAAGCGACCCGGACUUUGCGCAGUGUGCAGCUAAUGAUGCUCUCUGCCGCAUGGCACUCUUUGAACGAAUCCAAGGCUCAUCUGAUCUGUUUCUGUAUGGGGGCUGCAACUGGGUAUUCUUUAACAACAAUCACGGUGGUUGCAAUGGAGAUUGCCAGAAGAACAGUAUCCAGAUUCUUGACUCGACCGAUAUAUACUUGUACGGGACUAAUACGAAGAGCACGAUCAAUAUGAUUCUCCAGGGAAACCGGGUGAUUGCGACAGAGAAGGACAAUGCCGGUGGAUGGGGUGGGGUGAUUGCAGCGUAUCUGUAUAAUUCUCGAUCUGUUUGA